ACGGGACCGACACGAACCGGACCGGACGAUCCAUGAAGCUCCGUCGGUGUUCCGGUUAGCUCAGCGGGGAGCUAGCCGCCGUUAACCGCCGGUAGGCUCCCGGUAACUCCCGGUAACUCCCGGUAGUAGCUCCCGGUAGUAGCUCCCGGUAGUAGCUCCCGGUAGCCCCGUUAGCUCCGCAGCUGUUUAUUUAUAUCGGUGUGUGUUAUGUAAGAGACGAGCCCGGUAACCGAGCUCCCCGGUAGCUCCCCGGUAGCCGUUAGCUCCGUUAGUAGCUCCAGUAGUCCCGUUAGUUAGCCGGUAGCUCCCCGGUAGCUCCCCGGUAGCUCCCCGGUAGUCGUCGGUAGUCGUCGGUAGUCGUCGGUUUCAGGAUGAACGACGCGCAGCAGGAAAUGUCUCCGGACUUCGUCCUGAUGCGGCUCGUCUCCGCGGCGGAAUACGACCGACUGGACGAACCGGCGGACCUGCUGUCCUCCGGUCUGUCCUCCGGUCUGUCCUCCGGUCUGUCCUCCGGUGGCGGGUUCGGGCCCGUUAAAGCGGGUCUGGAUCUCUCUCCGGGCCUCGGCUCCGGGUCCGGCUCCGGUUCCGGUUCGGCCUCCCCUCACUACAGCUCCCCGCUGCCAGGUAGAGGAGAUCUGGACCUGGACUCCGGUCUGCUGGAUCAGAACCCGGCGCGCUGCGACCCGCCGAGGUCUCCGCCAGCGCCGGAGGACUUCAGCUUGGCGGCGCAGCGGUUCGUGGACUUCCCGGUGCAGCACGGCCCGGGGGGGCAGCUGAUGGUGUUUCAGAACCUGCUGCGGUCCGGAGACCGGAUCCUGGAGUGCGGUCUGGAGCCGCCCCCCCCGGGGUUCCUCCAGGAGGACGCAGAGAGACAGAGACGGCAGCUGGACUCCGGACCGGGUUCUGGUCCCGGUAGCACGACGGUUGGACCCGGAGGAGGGAAGGACCAGAACCUCCCGUCUGCAGAGGAGAACCUGCAGACCCAGAUCCUCCAGUGGCAUCCGGUCCUCAGACUGUCCAAGGGGUCCGACGGGUCCCGGACCCCCCAUCGGGACAUCCCGGGUCUGGACUCGGAGUCCGGGUCGGUCCUGUGCCAGCGCCAUCGCCUGCUGACGGACCGGCUGGCUAAGUGGCCCCCGGGCCUGCUGGACCAGGCUCUGCGUCUGGGCCUGCUGGAGCCCAGGAAGAACUACAGCGGGACCGAGGACCCGGUACUGGCUCUGGCCCGGAGGCUGGGCCGGCUGGAGGGAGGCGGCGGGGGGGACGAGACGGCGGUCCCGAUCUCUCGCUGCUCGUGUCACGGCGUGCUGGCCUCGGGGUCGGGGGGCGAGGACCCGAGCGAGACCAGCGACGCCCUGCUGGUCCUGGAGGGUCUGGGUUCUGAGGAGGUGGGAGGGCUGGGGGACGUGGGGGAUGCUGAGAAGGGGGACGGGGUGGGGGGGCCGUGUGGGGGGGCGGGGCCCGGGUUCUCCGGCGGGACGCUGAGCGGUCUGAUGCAGCAGGUCCACAGACUGGCGGAGGAGGCGGGGGUCUGCACCGAUCAGAACUGCAGGUCUUCUCUGGCGGUCCUCAGCGCCGCCGUGUCCGUAGACCCCCGCCCCCCCACCAGCAGCCCCUACCCCCCCGCCCGUCCUGCCGUACCCCUCGGCGGUCUCCGAGUCUCCCCCGACCCCCUCCCGUCCUCCAGCCCGGACCCGGCCCAGCGCCCCCCCCAGCAUCAGCACCAGUCCCGCUCCCAGCCCCAGAGCCGCGCCACCACCCCCAAACUGGGCGUGGCCUCGGGGGGGCGGUCCUCCUCCCCCCUGGUGGUCCUGGAGGGGGGCGGGGAGAAGACGCCACGGGGGAAGUCCAGGAAAGGGGGGUCCCUGAAGGUCCGGCUCAGCAAGCUCUUCAGAACCAAGAGCUCCAGCGGCGGGUCGGGGGGGCUGCUGGACAAACGUCCCUCGCUGGCGUCCUCCACGUCGUCGGGGGGGAGUCUGCUGGACGUCUGGGGGUCCACCUGCAGCAACACGGAGCCGGACAGCAGCAGGCUGCAGGUCAGACCUCACAGUGCCUUCUCUCCGGUGCCCUUCACACCUGCUUUCACCGGUGAGACGGUGUCUCUGGUUGAUGUGGAUAUUUCUCGGAGGGGGGUGAACUCUCUUCCCCCCCCGACCCCUCCCCCCCCUCCCCGACGGAGUCUCAGUCUGCUCGAUGAUUUCGGGGGUCCUCCUCAGCAGCAGGGUCCGUUCACAGAGCGCAGUGUGGGGGCGUCCAUGCAGUCUCUACCCCCCCGACCGCUGGCUCUGCCCCCCUCCCUCAGCGCCAUCCAGCACAGCCUCAGCCUCAACGACACCUUCCUGAGAGGUCUACCGAGGCCGGUCCCUCUGCGUCCCGACGGUCAGCAUCCUCCUCCCCGACUCGCCCCCCGCUGCCCCCUCAGUCGACCCGACGCCGGCAGCUUCGCCACCAGCCUCCGAGAGCUGGAGAAGUGUGGCUGGUACUGGGGGCCGAUGAACUGGGAGGACGCUGAGAUGAAGCUGAAGGGGAAACCUGACGGAUCGUUUCUGGUUCGAGACAGUUCAGACCCUCGAUACAUCCUGAGUCUGAGCUUCAGGUCGCAGGGAGUCACACACCACACACGCAUGGAGCACUACCGAGGGACCUUCAGUCUGUGGUGUCAUCCCAAGUUUGAGGAUCGUUGUCACUCGGUGGUGGAGUUCAUAGAGCGAGCUAUCAUGCACUCAAAGAACGGGAAGUUCCUGUACUUCCUGCGCUCCAGAGUCCCCGGUCUACCCCCGACCCCGGUCCAGCUCCUGUACCCGGUCUCCAGGUUCAGCAGCGUCAAGUCUCUGCAGCAUCUCUGUCGCUUCUGCAUCAGACAGCUGGUCCGGAUCGACCACAUCCAGGAGCUGCCGCUGCCCACGCCUCUGAUCUCCUAUCUGAGGAAGUUUUAUUACUACGACCCCGAAGAGGAGAUCAGCCCGUCCCUGAAGGACAGAGGACCUGAGCCCAGCCGCCAGCCGGGGGUCCAACCGCCGGGGGUCCAGCAACCGGGGGUCCAGCAACCGGGGGUCCAGCCGCCGGGGGUCCAACCACCGGGGGUCCAGCAGCCGGGGGUCCAACCACCGGGGGUCCAGCAGCCGGGGGUCCAGCAGCCGGGGGUCCAGCAGCCGGGGGUCCAGCAACCGGGGGUCCAGCAACCAGGGGUCCAGCAACCGGGGGUCCAGCAGCCGGGGGUCCAGCAACCGGGGGUCCAGCAGCCGGGGGUCCAGCAACCGGGGGUCCAGCAACCGGGGGUCCAGCAACCAGGGGUCCAGCAACCGGGGGUCCAGUCUCAAACGUAACCCUGGAGCCUCAGAGGACUUCUUUUCUUUUCUUUGUUUUUCGGACUCUCGAUCAGCUGACUGAAGGACCUCAAACUGGACUCACAGACUCGCAGCCAAUCAGCUCCCUCCGCUCAGUCCUGUAUCCGGGCGGGUUUCAGAUGAUCCACCCUCCUCCGAGCACUCCGAUUGGCUCUCGUGGAGAGUCGACACGGGGGAGGAGGGACGGGGGAUGUGGAGACUCCGCCUCUCUCUUGAUGUCAUCACCGGGCAGCUGGACUAACUAUGACAUCACCGUUAGCGAAGACGAGCUCAGCGUGAGGAAAUGUUCGGUCGCCUUUAGGAUCCUUUAACUUCCAACACAAAGUAUUUAAAGAACACGAUAACGCCGGAGGUCUCCGUCAGUACGGAGAACCACCAGCUGAACGUCAGAGUCCGUCGUUCAGCCGCGAGCAGGGCGUCACCGCGGCGUUAAACUGGAUCUUAACAGGUUCUAUGAGGUUCUUCUUCAUAGUCAGUGUGUUAGCGACAUUAGAACCAGGCAGUAGAACCACACAGUAGAACCAGACAAUAGAACCAGACAGUAGAACCAGGCAGUAGAACCACACAGUAGAACCAGACAAUAGAACCAGACAGUAGAACCAGACAGGAGAACCAGGCAGUAGAACCAGACAGGAGAACCAGGCAGUAGAACCAGACAGGAGAACCAGACAGUAGAACCAGACAGGAGAACCGGACAGUAGAACCGGACAGGAGAACCAGCACAGGGACGGGAGCAGGAGCAACACGGGUUUCGGGGUCGCGUCUAGAAGUUGCGAAAAGUUCUAAUUCCAGCGUAGCUUGCGGGGGGGGGAGGAUGUUCUACUGUCCACUGUACUGUACUUUGUUAUUGUCAUCUAUAGCGGUUAUUAGUUGUUAUGAAGUUAAACGGGUCAUACUUCUCUCUCUAAUAUCUAUUUUAUUUUACUGUGAAGGCCUCUCCUUCAAACUGGAUUUAUUAUUUAUUUAUUUCAAGUUUCUCGCCGAUGAUUUUCCGAGAUGACAUUUGAACACAUCAUGAUAACGUUGUAAUUUACCUUCACCCAAUAAUCAUUUUACUGAGCAGAGCUUGAACGCCUCAUAACAAUAACUCAAUGGCACCCCCGUUAACGGUCGUAUCUCCGUUAUUUAACCAGUCAGGACUGUGCGGCUAACGGCUGCUAACAGCUAACGUUACUAACUCUGCUAGCUAGCUUCAGGCCUCAGGUAGGGUUCGGGUCUUUAACGUGCUGGUUCAGGUCUCUUGCAGAACUCUGACUUGUAGUCUGUCAGUAAGCCGUGAAUCUAAAUGUCCGUCUGUCCGUGCUGCUGAAUGACCGAUGAGGGUCACGUUUCCUUCGCGGUGGUGGUCUUGGUGAUGGUCUUGGUGAGGAACAGGAUCCUAAAGGUGACCGGCCACUCGCACACCGUCGUGGCAAUACUACCAAAAAACAAAAAAGAAGAAGAAGAGUUACCAUGACGACUACUGAACUGACGUCACAACAUCCCGACGUUUCACUGGAACGAGCUGGGCCGGACUUUUAUUGAUUCAGACUCUGGUCCUGAGUGAGACUGGGAACACUGGAACUGGGACCUGAACGCCCUGCGGGGACACUUCCAUGAUGUCAAAACAGCGAGGGGGGGUGGGUGGGGGUAUACUAAUACUGCACACUGAAGGACAGAUGAACUGUGACGUGUCAUCACCUGUUAAUAAACAGAGUGGGCGGGACUAA
Molecule: messenger RNA, 5056 nt
Organism: Sebastes umbrosus (honeycomb rockfish)
Lineage: Eukaryota; Metazoa; Chordata; Actinopteri; Perciformes; Sebastidae
Product: suppressor of cytokine signaling 7-like
Biological process (GO): intracellular signal transduction; phosphatidylinositol phosphate biosynthetic process
Cellular component (GO): phosphatidylinositol 3-kinase complex
Molecular function (GO): 1-phosphatidylinositol-3-kinase regulator activity
Source: RefSeq, a predicted model, not a curated record